CCUUUCAGAAUGAAUUCACCAUUUUUCAGCCCUCUACCCUUGUUCCUUCACAAUCCAUGAUUCUGUUUCUUCUAGGAAUCAAUUUCUUCUUUCUUCCUCUCUUUUCUUGAAACCUACCUAUUCAACCCCACCAAUGGCUUCUUUAAUUGAUCUUAAUCUCUACCCUGAUCCUCCUAACACCGCCACUAUCGCCACCGGCUACGCCACCACUGCUGCUACCUUAAUCACCCCAAAAAUCGAGCCCAAAUUGGAACCUCUCGACCAACCACUUGAUGUCCCCCCACAACCCUACCUAGCUUCUAUCCCUAUCCCUAACCCUAACCCUAACCCUACUUUCACUCUCAUUCCACAGCACCCCACUCUAGUUCCGGACUCCAAUCUUUUCGGCGCUCACCCGGAAGUAGACCAAAACAAUGUCUAUUCUGAAUUCCACAGGAUAUCAGAGUUGUUUCGGACGGCAUUUGCCAAGAACAUGGAUAAAUACGAUGACAUUCAGGCUUCAGAUCCCGACUCACAAGCAAUCGUGUCGGUUCCCGCAGAAAAUCAGCUUUCUCCCGUCGUUGUUUCUUCUCGCCGCAAGUACCCAGCUCGGUCGUCUGAAUUGGUUAGGGUUACCAACCUGGGAAUUCAGGACGAGAGGUAUUUUCGAGACGUGGUGAGGAAAACAAGGAUGAUUUAUGACUCUCUUAGGGUAUUAGUUGUGAUGGAAGAUGAUAAACGUAGGUCUUUUGGAAUUGCACGUUGUCCCCGCGCCCGGGGCGACUUGAAGGCUGCUUCGGUUAUGAAAGACCGCGGUCUUUGGUUGAACCGUGAUAAGCGGAUUGUUGGUGCAAUUCCUGGGGUUCAUAUUGGGGAUGUUUUCUUUUUCAGAAUGGAAUUAUGUGUUGUCGGAAUGCACGGCCAAGCUCAGGCAGGGAUUGAUUACUUGACCUCAAGUCAGAGCUCCAAUGGGGAGCCAAUUGCUACCAGUGUGAUUGUUUCAGGUGGCUAUGAAGAUGAUGAAGAUGCUGGUGAUGUGAUCGUAUAUACUGGUCAUGGCGGACAAGAUAAGAAUUCGAGGCAAGUGGUUCAUCAGAAAUUGGAAGGUGGGAAUCUUGCUAUGGAAAGAAGUAUGCAUUAUGGAAUUGAAGUACGAGUCAUUCGUGGGUUCAGGUACGAAGGUAGUGCCAGUGGGAAAGUUUACGUUUAUGACGGGCUGUAUAAAAUUGUUGAAGCAUGGUUUGAUGUGGGUAAAUCUGGUUUCGGGGUGUUUAAGUUCAAGCUUGUUAGAAUGGAAAAUCAAUCUGAAAUGGGCAGUGCAACUCUUAAGUUUGCAGAGAAUCUUAGAACCAGGCCUUUAGAGGUUAGGCCUGUGGGAUAUGUCAGUUUUGAUAUUUCAAUGAACAAAGAGAAGGCCCCAGUGUUUCUAUUCAAUGACAUUGAUGGUAAUCAUGAGCCAAUGUACUAUGAUUAUUUAGUGACAACUGUUUCCCCGCCCUUUGUGUAUCACCUUGGGGGGAAGGCCGGUGGGUGUAAUUGUGUGUCCGGAUGUUCACAUGAUUGUUUUUGUGCGAAGAAGAAUGGGGGUGAAUUUGCUUAUGAUUCAAACGGCCUUCUUGUGAGAGGAAAACCAUUGAUAUUUGAAUGUGGACCGCACUGCCGUUGUCCUCCCAGUUGUCAAAAUCGUGUCAGCCAAAAUGGUUUGAGGAAUAGAUUUGAAGUGUUUAGAUCGAGGGAAACUGGUUGGGGAGUUAGAUCACUGGACUUGAUACAAGCUGGUUCUUUUAUUUGUGAAUAUACUGGAGUUGUUCUCACAAGAGAGCAAGCCCAACUUUUUACCAUGAAUGGGGAUAGUUUAGUCUACCCAAACCGAUUUGGGGAGAGAUGGGCAGAAUGGGGAGAUUUGUCCCAAAUAUUUUCCGACUAUGUACGCCCAUCAUACCCAUCGGUUCCUCCUUUGGAUUUUGCUAUGGAUGUUUCUAGAAUGAGGAAUCUUGCUUGUUAUAUGAGCCACAGCUCAUGUCCAAAUGUCUUAGUGCAGUUGGUGCUGUAUGAUCACUCAAAUUUUGCGUUUCCUCACCUUAUGCUUUUUGCUAUGGAGAAUAUUCCUCCGUUACGAGAGCUUAGUCUUGAUUAUGGGGCGUCAGAUGAGUGGAUGGGGAAGCUAUCCAUUUGUAAUUAAAUCGAUUCCGAUUUUGGGUUUGCUUUUGUGUAUCUCUCAAUGCAGAUUCUGGGAGGCAUGAUGCACCGAGACAGGUACCUAGAAGAUGUUUUGUUGGCAGCUCAAGAGUCUGAAGUCUGUCAUCUCUCUGUGACUAAUAAGUAAAGGGUUUAGAAGUAGCAAGUAUAAAAAGAUGUUGGGUUUCAGCUGAUGGUGAUUCUGGUAUGAUGAUGGCACUGACAUAAGAGGAAAGGGGAUUUGGGGACUAAAACUUUGGAAGGAAUGGAUAGUUGCGGAUUCACUUUUGCAAAGAGGAGUAUGGGAUUGAUUGUGGAGGGUGAUGAAGAUGAUCUUCAUAAAUUCAAGAAUUUGGGAACUGAAGAAGAGAAUGCAAAAGACCAGAUCGAACCACCAAGUCCUAAAAUGUAUCUUGCUACAGGGCUUGGGAUUGAUGGUAUGGGAGGUUUCAAUGAGAGUGGUGAUGUCGAGGAGGAGUACUACUAUAAGAUGAUGAUGUCCGAGGGAGAUCUUACUGGGGCUGAGGAUUACUAUUUUCGUGCUACAAUAAAAGAUCCUAAUGAUGGUGAAAUUCUGAUGCAAUACGCUAAGUUAGUCUGGGAGCUUCAUCGUGACCAGGAUAGAGCCUUAAGUUACUUUGAGAGAGCUGUUUAUGCUGCUCCCGGAGACUGUAAUAUUCUUGCAGCAUAUGCUAGCUUUCUGUGGGAUAUAGACCAAGUACAAGAUGAAUCUUAUUCAG
This is a messenger RNA of Cynara cardunculus var. scolymus (artichoke), 2897 nucleotides long. Its product is annotated as histone-lysine N-methyltransferase family member SUVH9-like. The record is from RefSeq and is a predicted model, not a curated record. The transcript has 5 exons. Bases 134 to 2161 code for a protein of 675 amino acids. Lineage: Eukaryota; Viridiplantae; Streptophyta; Magnoliopsida; Asterales; Asteraceae. Gene Ontology annotation, cellular component: nucleus. Gene Ontology annotation, molecular function: histone methyltransferase activity; protein binding; zinc ion binding.